AUGCAAUUUGGCCCCCAAGCUGUCUCCUGGAAAGAGCCAAAUUUGACAUAUCAAAUUAAUACAGCAGCAGGAAGAGACAGUCAAGCCCAUGGUGAUCAUAUGAUUCAGUGCCUAUUGACUGGCCUACAAGUCAUUUCCCCUAAGGCUGUCAAUUUUGACAAACUCAGGGAAAUUACCCAAACUAGAGAUGAGCACCCAGCCAUUUUCCUUAAUUGUCUCACCGAAUACCUGACACAGUAUACUUGCUUAGAUCCUACCUCUCCAGCAGGAGCCACAGUCCUAGCUACUCAUUUUAUCACUCAUUCAACUUUUGAUAUCAAGAAUAAACUUAAAAAGUCUGAGGAUGGCCCCCAAACACCCAUACAAGACCUGUCCCCACCCCUUAUUUACUGGAUUCCUCUAAAUCCUUCCCCUGAUGAAAAACAAGAAUGUAAAUCUCAAGAUCGAAAGAGCUCCCAGUAUUCUUGUCCAGAUUACUGGGUUACUUAUCAAAACAGAUGCUAUUAUUUCUCUAAAGAAGAGAAAGAAUGGAAUUCAAGUAACAACUACUGUUCUACUCUCAAUUCUACUCUAACUUCAAUUGACAUGAAAGAAGAGAUGGGCUUUUUGAGGCACUACAAAUGCAAUUCUGAUUACUGGAUUGGACUGACAAUGAAAAAAGAUCAAACUGGAAAAUGGGUAAAUGGAACUAUAUUUAACAACUGGUUUCCUGUGGAAGGGAGUAAAAGAGGAUGUGCUUAUCUCGGUGAUGAUGGUGUGGCAGCAGCGACAUGCUAUACAGAAAGAAAAUGGAUUUGCAAGAAAAAUAUGCUCAAUUUAAAUUGA
Messenger RNA from Elephantulus edwardii (Cape elephant shrew), 825 nucleotides. Its product is annotated as killer cell lectin-like receptor 5-like. NCBI's taxonomy places the organism in Eukaryota, Metazoa, Chordata, Mammalia, Macroscelidea, Macroscelididae. Gene Ontology annotation, cellular component: external side of plasma membrane. The coding region runs from base 1 to 825 and encodes 274 amino acids. Gene Ontology annotation, biological process: virion assembly. The record is from RefSeq and is a predicted model, not a curated record. The transcript has 5 exons.